This is a messenger RNA of Ruditapes philippinarum (Manila clam), 1339 nucleotides long. RefSeq lists its product as uncharacterized. The transcript has 6 exons. NCBI's taxonomy places the organism in Eukaryota, Metazoa, Mollusca, Bivalvia, Venerida, Veneridae. The coding region runs from base 128 to 1339 and encodes 403 amino acids. The record is from RefSeq and is a predicted model, not a curated record.
UUUAAGGAUUACGGACCCAGAAAAAUCGGUAUUUUCCGUGUUAUUUCGGUAGAUUCCGGAAUGUCACGUUUCCGACCAUGUGACCAUGAUAAAUGACCACGUGAUCGGAUUCUGAGCUGAUACAAAGAUGGCCGAACAAACGCGCAAUCGUAGAGGCAGAUUUGCAUCCUUAAAAAAAGAACCUGCUAAGCAGAAAGCAUAUGAGCUGAAAGAAGAACACAGCUAUGUAGCAACUGAUUAUGUUGAAGUUAAGAGUAGCAAGUCUGUGGAUGGGAGUUGGAAGGAAGGCAGGCGAGUUGUUGAAUUUGCCGUGUUGUUGGAGGGACUGCGGUUUUGCAAAUCGUGUCGACUUGGCCCAAUUCCUUUAACUAUAGAGAACGUCAUUGGGGAAUUAAAGAAGGGAUUAGGAGGAUAUCUAAAAGUGAAAUGUUUGAACUCAGAUUGUGGUCACGUGAACUGUAUAGCGUAUGGAAAAUUAGUGAAAGGGAGUAAACAGGGUGCCACAACUUUUGCCGUGAAUACGAAGCUUGGAACAGCCAUGAUCGACACAUUGGGAGGCCCGAAUAAAGUCAACAACAUGCUGGCAGCUUUGAAUAUACCCACUAUCAGUAAUAGUAAACUGAAGAAAAUGGAGAGGAGGGCAGGGUCAAGCAUUGAAAAAGUGGCGUCUGAGUCAAUGGAAGCUGCAGGCAAAGAAGCAUUUCAGAGAGAAAUGGAGGACAUAGCUGUGUGUGAGUGUUUGGAAGCAGAGAAGUCAACAAACAUUCUUAUAAAGGACCUUGGGGUUUCUGUUCUUCCAGAGGCUUCUCCUAUGAAAGAGGAAUUGAUAAUACCAAGCGACACUAAAGACAUAAGUUGGGCAGAUGAUACAAUGAGUCCACAAUCUUCGCAGGAGAAAGUUGUUAAGAGAAGAAAACAUAGAUUUGUUAUCCAUGGACAUAAGCUGGGUAAAACUUCAUGUAAGAAGAGUUUGUUGAAAAGGUUCCCUUGUAAAACCCGCUCUGGCAUGUCUUGUGCAGUUGAUACAGCCUGGCAAAAACGAGGCUUUGAUAGUCUUACAUCUCAUACCUUUUUUAUGAGUAAGGCGAAGUAUGGUAAAAAGGUAUUGAAGGCUAUUGUAAAACACCGAACCUGUGGAACAUGUAAAUGGUGGAAAAGAAACAAACCAGGUCAACCAGUACGUCUACACCGCUGUGUCCAAAACCAUACAGGAAAUGCAAGAUCGAUGGAGAGUGCGAGCGGGGAACAAGGUAUAUUGGAAUUGUCCAAAGAAGGAACACCUGUAGAGUAUAUUGAAGGUGACGGAGACAAUACACUUAUAGCUCGGUUAAAGUCUUGA